Messenger RNA from Prorocentrum cordatum, 444 nucleotides. Lineage: Eukaryota; Dinophyceae; Prorocentrales; Prorocentraceae. The record is from the annotation of a GenBank genome assembly.
AUGUUCUUCUCGUCCUUGGCGAUCACGGACUGCAGAUCGGCCAGCUGUUGCUGCUUGCCCAGGACGCCCGCCUUGGCCUUCUGCAGGCUGCGCUCCUGGAUGUCGAGCCGCAGGGAGCUCCUGUUGAAGCUUGGCCUGCUCGGCUGCCAAUGCCAGGGCCGUGGCCACGCAUGCAGGCCCGCUGCAGGACCUUGCCGUACAGAGCUCCUUGCCGAUCUCGCCAAACCAGACUCGCGCCCCGCGGUGUGCGUCGUCCGCGGGGGCGUCUACGUCCGCAGCCUCGCGGCCCGAAGGCAGGCCUUGACGGUCCUGGGCGAGCUUCUCCUCCAGCUGCUUGACAUUCGCAAGGACGUGCUGGAAUUCAGGAGCUGGCGGCGGGCGGCCGCCCCCCGGCUUGUUCCAGGGAGGCGGCCUGCCCGAGCCAGCGGCGACGGCCUUGGCUGA